AUGGCCUACGCGAUGCGGCGCUCGUUGAGCGCCAUCUUGGGCAUGCUCAUGCUUGCUUGUGUCGUGUCGAGCCAAACUUGUCUCCCCACGAGCUUUGAUCUUCUCUUCGUCCUGGAUGGCAGCGGCAGCAUUACGAGUGAGCAGUUUGAUGACGUUCUCCGUUUUGCCAGUCGCACCGUCAAGGUCCUCAACAUCUCCGACAACGACAUUCAGGUGGCUGCCUUGGAGUUUGCCGAUUAUGGCAAUUUGAUGUUUGACUUUGCAGAGUAUGCCUCGACGGAGGAACAGGCUAUCCGACAGCACAUUCGCAGCAUACCGUACAUGUAUGGACCUACCGAUACCGGCCGGGCGCUUGAGGACGUUGUCAACAACGUGCUCGUGCCCAGUGCUGGGUUUCGCGAUGGGUCGUGUGUAGUGGUUGUGGUUUCAGACGGCCAAACACAGGACAAGGCACGCCUUGCGGCAGCAGCUCCCAGAUUGCAUGCCACCUCGUGCCGUGUCUUGGCCGUCGGCGUUGGCGAUGAUACUGAUUUUGCUGAGCUUGCCGUCAUUGCCAGUUCCCCCAGUGAGCACAACAUCAUCUGGGCCAAUGAGCAUGAAGUCCUCAAGGAGGACGAGGUGUUGGCCACCGUCGUUCAACGUCUGAGUCAGUGCACCGAUACCGAGGCGAGCACCGCAUCCACCGCUAGCACAAGCACCGUGUCGCCCCACGCCACCAGCCAUUCUACCCAUUCUCCAGUCACGGAUGCCAAUGGAUGCCAAUUGUUUGAAAACACGGAUUGCUUGCCAGGAUACUACAUUUCAUGGACGCGCAAUGCGCAAGGAUGUCUCAUGUUUGAGUGUGUACCGUUUGGUGGAGUCCCAACAACUACGCUUGUACCACCGACGACCCGCCUUGAGCCAACACCACUGCCAACCACCACCACAUCGGCUCCCGUCACACGGCCUCCAUUGACUACGUCCACCGCAAGCGACACGACGCGCAGCCCGGUCACUACGUCCGCAUCCACCCCGUGUGACGAUGAGGUGUGCAACUGCAAGUCUGAUGCCUAUAAGCAUGUAUGGACUGAUGCCUCCACUGGCUGCCGGCGCUGCCAAUGCCUACCCCUGGCCACGCCUGCAAGUACCACAACGCCACGCAGUGAUACCACCCGGGAGAGCACCACAGCCUCUCCUACAACCGCCACCUUUUCCUGCCCUGCGCCUGAAGAAUGCAUGUGCAAGCCCUCGGCUCAGCUCUAUGAGUUCCAGGAUCGCAACGGCUGCUGGAAGUGCCAGUGCCUUCCGAUCGCAACUACAACGACUCCAUCUCCCCCCUCUACUCGCACGCCCGCCAUCACAACAACAAGUACCGCGGUGGAAACAACCACGUCGCGAGCUACCACUGUAACCAGACCAGCCAGCACCACUGCACAGACUACAACCACCAGGACCGUGUCGUGUACAGACCCCGUGUGCCGCUGCAAACCUGAUGCCAUGGUGCGUUAUUUCAUCAACCGUCAAGGUUGCUUGUCGUGCACAUGCGAGCCCAUGCCCACAACAACGUCAGGUGAGGUGCGCACCAGCAGCACCAGCAGCACGUCUAGCACCAGCAGUACCAGCAGCACGUCUAGCACCAGCAGUACCAGCAGCACGUCUAGCACCAGCAGUACCAGCAGCACGUCUAGCACCAGCAGUACCAGCAGCACGUCUAGCACCAGCAGUACCAGCAGCACGUCUAGCACCAGCAGUACCAGCAGCACGUCUAGCACCAGCAGUACCAGCAGCACGUCUAGCACCAGCAGUACCAGCAGCACGUCUAGCACCAGCAGUACCAGCAGCACGUCUAGCACCAGCAGUACCAGCAGCACGUCUAGCACCAGCAGUACCAGCAGCACGUCUAGCACCAGCAGCACGUCCAGCGCAACAGCUUCAGUCAGCACCACUACGCCGAAUGUGAAUGGUACAACUACCACACCCAAUGUCGACACUACCACGACACCGAAUGUAAAUGCCACCACCACUACACCUCUGGUGGAUACAACUGCUACACCCAACGUCAACGCAACGACGACGACACCUCUGAUCGAGACUACGACACCCGAAAUGAACGCUACCACCACCACUACACCUCUGGCCAAUGCCACCACUACAACUCUGGUUGAUACCACCACGACACCUCUGGUCAAUGCUACCACCACGACACCUCUGGUCAAUGCCACCACGACACCUCUGGUUGAUACCACCACGACACCUCUGGUCAAUGCCACCACUACACCUCUGGUCAAUGCCACCACCACUACACCUCUGGUCAAUGCCACCACCACGACACCUCUGGUCAAUGCCACCACCACUACACCUCUGGUCAAUGCCACCACCACGACACCUCUGGUCAAUGCCACCACCACGACACCUCUGGUCAAUGCCACCACUACACCUCUGGCCAAUGUGACCACCACUACACCCCUGAUCAAUGCCACCACUACACCUCUGGUCAAUGCCACCACCACUACACCUCUGGUCAAUGCCACCACCACGACACCUCUGGUCAAUGCCACCACCACGACACCUCUGGUCAAUGCCACCACCACGACACCUCUGGUUAAUGCCACCACUACACCUCUGGUUGAUACCACCACGACACCUCUGGUCAAUGCCACCACCACUACACCUCUGGUGGAUACCACUACACCUCUGGCCAAUGUGACCACCACUACACCUUUGACUACCACACCUUUGAUGGAUACCACCACGCCUUUGGCUAAUGCUACUACCACCACACCUCUGGUGGAUACCACUACACCUCUGGCCAAUGUGACCACCACUACACCUUUGACGACUGCACCUACCACUACACCUUUGACGACUGCACCUACCACUACACCUCAGGCCAAUGUCACCACCACUUCACCUCUGGUGGAUACCACUACACCUCAGGCCAAUGUGACCACCACUACACCUCUGGUGGAUACCACUACACCUCUGGCCAAUGUGACCACCACUACACCUCUGGUGGAUACCACUACACCUCUGGCCAAUGUGACCACCACUACACCUCUGGUGGAUACCACUACGCCUUUGGCUAAUGCUACAACCACACCUUUGGCCAAUGCUACUACCACUACACCUCUGGUGGACACCACCACUACUCCUCUGGCCAAUGCUACUACCACUACUACUACACCUCUGGUGAAUGCCACCACUACUACUCCUCUGGUCAAUGCCACCACGACACCUCUGGUCAAUGCCACUAGUACGACCCCCAAUGUAAACGCCACAACCACUACACCUCUUGUAGACACGACGACGCCCAAUGCGAAUGUGACGACCACGACCCCUAUGAACAAUGGCACCACGACUCCUUUUGAUACCACCAUGGCCUCAACUUCUACUACUUUGAUCUUGCCGUGUGCUGUGACCGCUGACAUUGUCAUUGUCAUUGAUGCAUCCGGGGCAAUGAGUAUCAAUGAUUUUACGGCUGCCAAGACCACAGCUUUGGCAAUUCUGCGUCGCCUGGCACUUGCCCAGCCAGAUAUCAGCGUGGGUCUCAUCUUCUUCUCUCAGCAGGCACAGGUUGCUCUUCCUCUCUUGGAUAUUAAUGAUGAGACUGAGUUUCAGCUGCUUUUGUUGGUCCUACAAGCCGGGCAAUAUCAAGGUCAAGCUACCAAUCUAGGCAGCGCGCUCAGCUCGGCUGCCGACCUUCUUGAAACUUCCAACAACGGUGCCCGUCAAUUUAUCCUCUUCUCCGAUGGAUCUAGUGAUGACCAGGGUACUCUGGUAGCUCAAAACAUCCGUGCGACCGGGAUUCAGAUAUUGACGGUGGCCAACGUGAUGAACGCCAACGUGUACAAUCUGCUUCUGAUUGCUGGAGCGGCUGACAACAUCUUCUUGACCGUGCAGUCCGAUGCCACUCAAGCGGAUGCAGCCGUGGUCUCCAACAUCGUCAACCAACUCUGCACGCCUCCCGGAACAACGACGCCUGGCUCAUCGAGCUCCACAAGCACUCCGACGACAGCGAUGCCUACGCGCCCGGCAACUACAACAACGGCACGCCCGACUCGACCACCCAUGACCACGACUACGCGGGCACCGGCGACAACCACGCGGGCACCGGCGACAACCACGCGGGCACCGGCGACAACUACACGCGUGCCUGUUACGACGACGCGAGUGCCGGUGACCACAACGACGACCUGCGCUUUGAUGCCAGAUGACCUGUACGUAGUCGUUGAUGCUUCUGGAACGAUCACGGUCAGCGACUUUUUUGCCAUGAAGUCGCUGCUGACGUCCCUGGCCAAGAUUCGCUUCGCCGAUACUGCGUGCCUUGAUCAGCGCAUCAGCAUUACAGUCUUCUCCGAUGAUGCAGCCACAGUGCUGUCUCUGACGAAUGGCACAUCACUCGUGCGCGUGCUUGAUGGCAUCAAUGGGCUCAACUACCUAGCUCGGCGCUCCAACUUGGGUGCAGCAUUGGACCUGGUGUUUGAUGCCAUCGUCGCGUCGGAUUCAUACGUGCAGGGCGCGGUCACUCGCCCAACUGCCGUCCUUGUCCUUGGCGACGGGCGCCUGUCUUUGAACACACCCGAGCCGCCAUUGCCGUCUGUAGCCAACAACCUCGAGGCUGCUGGCGCCGCUGUGGUACCCGUGGCCAUUGGCGACUAUGUGGAUGACGACCGACUCUUUAGCUUGGCUACCUUUUCCAAGCUGGCCUACUCUUUUGACGCGGUCAACGCCUCUUUGCUGAGCCCCGUUGUGCGCUUUGCAGCCGAAACGGCCCUUGCAAUUGCACAGCAAGGUGGGCUCACUUAUAGCAACUCAUCUAAUGUCUUUGCGGAGAUGCUCUUCGAGGCCGACAUUGACGAUUUCGACCCCGUCUCGGGUCAACUGACGCUUCAUGUACCCGCGGGCCAGCUUAACGGUCUUGUGGUGCCCAGCUUUCUGCUCGUACAGCACCUCAACUCCAGCCUGGAGACGACGCUGGCCAUUGGGGACUCGGUUGUUGAAAUGCAUACGCUAUCCGGUUCACGUGUGGUCUUGCACUUGGCCGCUGAUACCCGCAACGCCCUGGCUCAGGCCAUUUGGGAACGUGGGGCCAUGGAGGGUCUUCGGUUGCUGUUUAGCGACAGUGCGAGCCAAUUCGAAAAGGUCUAUGCUGUCUCUCAUGUGAAUCAGAUCUCAGAAACUGCCAUCACGGCUCAGGUGACCAUGCCGGAUGACUUUUUGAGCGUGGUGGCCAUGCCCAACGAGCUCGUCCUCGUAGCCCCGCAGGCUGGCAUUGUCGUGGCUCUGCGCACUUUUGUUUCUGCCGCCGGCUUGGGGAGCAACCAAACUCUUUGGAUCGAAACAUCGCAGCUACCUUCUGCUUUCCAGACAGGACUAACUGACAUGCAAGAUCAGGCCGAUGUCGAGCUAUACGUGGGACGAGCUCGCCAAGAGUUGUUGGCCGCCUGGUCACAAGCUGCAGUGAGCACCACCUUGCCUGACGCAAGCAGCCCGGGAGGUCCAGCCACCGGUGCACACUCGGCUGAACGCCUGACUUCCACGAGCCUUUGGCUCGUUGUGAUUUUGGCCUCAUUGGCUAUGGUCACACUGAUCGUGGGGGCCAUGGUCGUGUAUCGUCGCCAGCGGCGCUUUGUGGUCAACCAACCGACGGUGACAGAGGCGUGCCCGAUGGAAGCCAGCAAUGUCUCGCUGAGAUCCAGCCGAACAGCUUGGAGCCGAUACAGCAGUGCCACUCCGGCGCAGUCACACGUGUUUGGAUUUGAUGAGCAUGAGAUGUUCGCAGAGCCAGAUGCAGCAGCAUUCUAG
Molecule: messenger RNA, 5784 nt
Organism: Monosiga brevicollis MX1
Lineage: Eukaryota; Choanoflagellata; Craspedida; Salpingoecidae
Exons: 3
Coding region: 1-5784 (1927 amino acids)
Source: RefSeq, a predicted model, not a curated record